This is a messenger RNA of Nicotiana tabacum (common tobacco), 1176 nucleotides long. The record is from RefSeq and is a predicted model, not a curated record. Lineage: Eukaryota; Viridiplantae; Streptophyta; Magnoliopsida; Solanales; Solanaceae.
AUGAGAUUUCAUUUACAAGUAGAAGAUUAUGAGUUGUGGGGCAUAAUCACUGAUGAUCCAUUGUCAACACUGAUAAAGAAUGCCCAAGGUGAGGAUGUUCCAAAAACAAGAGUUGACUGCAAUGUUGAUGAUCUUAAUAAGUGGGAAAAGAAUGCUAAAGCCAAAAAAUGGCUUAUCUGUGGACUUGGUCCUGAUGAGUAUUACAGAAUCCAAGAUUGUUCUACUGCUAAACAAAUAUGGGACACAGUGCAAGUGGCUCAUGAAGGAACAAGUCAAGUGAAAAGAUCAAGAGAAACUUUGUUGUUUUCACAAUAUGAAAACUUUUCUAUGAAGGAUGGAGAAACCAUUCAGGAGAUAUACACAAGAUUCACUACUUUGACAAAUGAGUUGAGGUCUCUUGGAAGGAUUCUCACUGAAGAAGAAAGGGUUGAGAAAAUCCUGACUAGGAUUUUGCCAGUCACUUGGGAGAGCAAGAUCAUUGCCAUUCAGGAAUCAAAUAACAUUGCUACACUUUCCUUAGAUGAAUUGAUUGGAAAUCUUGAGACAUAUGAGUUGAGGAGACAAAUCAUGAAGAUGGACGUACCUAAGAAGGAAAUGAGUCUGGCGCUUAGAAUUACUGAGGGUUCUAAUUUAGAGGAUGAUGAAAUAAAAAUAAUCACCAAAGACUUCAAAAAUAGCACAAAUGAGGGUUCUGAUGAUGAUGACGAUGAACAAGCUCUUAUGGCUAUUGGAGAAUCGGAAGAAGAACCUGAUGAAGAACCUAAGGUAAAAUUCCUUGAACUAAAAGAUAAAAUCAAAUUCCUUUCUAAAGAGAGACUAUCUGAAGUAUUGUUAGCUUUAAUUGAAGAGUCUGAGGAUGUAAGUUCUGAAAAGGAACAACUAUCAAAGGAGUGUGUCAUUUUGAAAGUAGAGUGCAAAAACCUUGAAAUAAAGGCUUGUGAAACUGAAAAAGAAAAUACUGUUUUGAAGAACCAGGUUCUUGCACUUGAUGCAACUGUCUUUGAACUUAGAUCUGAACAUUUGAAAUUAAAGAAGGAACAAGAUGAUGAAGAUAUUGGGUUGAAAAGAAAUUCAAAGGGUAAAACUGCAGUCCAGCCAGAAGCUGUAUCACAGGAAGGAAUAUGUGAUGAACCAGGUCCUUCCACCCAGGGCAACUUGACAAGGGGAACUGACUAG